AUGGACUGCCGCUCGCCCUCUCCGCCCCUUCACUUCCCGGACAUCCGCUCCACCCCUUCGCCCCUCCGCCGCCGCCUCCCGCGCCCGCUGCCCGAGCCUCCGCUCCGGCUCCCCAAGGUCGGCACCUGGACCUCCUCGCCCUCGUCGUCCCGCGCGUGCAGCACCUGCAGCGACGGGUCCGAGAGCGUGCUCGCCAUCAUCCACGAGAUCGAUGACGUCCUGCACUACACCAACAGCAUCUCGCGCCGCCGCCACCAGAAGCCUCCCCGCCUCUCGCCAACGCCCACCUACCACUACUACCCUCCUCCCCCCACCGUAUUCCCCCUGUCCCCGCCGCGGCAGCGCCGAGCGUCGACGGCCUCGUCCUCGUCGCUACGCUCCGCCUCGUCGUCGUCAACCUCUUCCUCUUCGUCGUCCUUCUCCCCACCGCACUCGCCGACGCGGACGCUCCGCCGCAAGUUCUCGCCCCGCAACGAGAGCCUGCGCGAGAUCCGCGCGCGCGACUCGGAAAUCUGCCUGCAGCGCGUGUACGAGCGCGAGGUGAUGAUGUAUCUCGACGGCAGCAUCUUCUCCGUGCGGCGGCCGCUCAUGGGGGAAUGCGGCGACGAUGACUACGGCGAUGACUACGACAGGUGGGGCAACCCGCCCUGA
Molecule: messenger RNA, 651 nt
Organism: Diplodia corticola
Lineage: Eukaryota; Fungi; Ascomycota; Dothideomycetes; Botryosphaeriales; Botryosphaeriaceae
Exons: 1
Coding region: 1-651 (216 amino acids)
Source: RefSeq, a predicted model, not a curated record